Messenger RNA from Gasterosteus aculeatus aculeatus (three-spined stickleback), 2743 nucleotides. RefSeq names its product family with sequence similarity 83 member Fa (gene sack1fa). Gene Ontology annotation, molecular function: protein kinase binding. NCBI's taxonomy places the organism in Eukaryota, Metazoa, Chordata, Actinopteri, Perciformes, Gasterosteidae. Gene Ontology annotation, biological process: signal transduction. The record is from RefSeq and is a predicted model, not a curated record.
ACUGUAAACAUUUUCUUUUUAGUCAUUUUCUCUUCAGUUUUACGGGUUAAAUGCCAAAUGUUCCCAUCUAAACGAAAAAUUAGAUUAAUUAAAAAUACAUAUAACAGAACUCUUAACAGCAACCGUUUAUUUUAUUCUGAAAGUCCCAGAGCAUGAAGUUCACGGCGCCGCUUUGACUUCCACACAGUUAGUCGCCCCGCCCCCUGCUCCUCACCUGAGACACUCACCUGGGUACCUGCGGUGCCAGUGCGCACAUCGAGCCGCCGGCGACCAGACCCAAGACGCCCGGCCGGCCGCCCGAGCCCGCACCCCCCAUCCUCCCUCCCCCCCUCCCGGAGGAACUCGGACCCGCGAUGGCGGAGUCCCAGCUGGUGUGCAUGGACGAGGGCCACGUCAACGAGAAGGUCCCGGAGACCGCGCCGGCGUUCUACUACAGCGAGGAGCAGCGCGCCGCCCUGGAGCAGCUCCUGAGGAACGGGGACGGCGCCUUCAAGACGCGCCUGCGGGAGGACCACGUCAAGGACUUCCUCUCGGCCCGGGAGGUCGCCUUCCUCCGCAAGACCUUCCGGGAGUACGACACGGACAGCGACUGCGAGUCCGGAGAGCACGAGCGGGCCAAGGAGACCCCCAGCGCGGACUCGGGGGUCCACUCCACCUACUGGCCCGAGAUGUCCGACACCGAGGUGCCGUCCCUGGACAUCGGCUGGCCCGCCGGCCGGGGCGCGUACAAGGGGGUGACCCGGGUGUCCGUGUACUCGCACCCCCCCAAAGAGUCCGGGCCCCACAUCAAGCAGGUGGUGAGGGGCCUCAUACAGGAGGCCCACAAGGUGGUGGCCAUCGUCAUGGACCUCCUGACAGACCUGCAGAUCCUCCAGGACCUGCUGGACGCCGCGGCGCGGCGCGGGGUGGCCGUCUACGCCGUGCUGGAGGCCGGGGGCGUGCCCCACUUCCUGGACAUGUGCAGCCGGCUGCAGAUCAACGCCAUGCAUCUGCGGAACCUGCGCGUGCGCUUGGUGAGCGGCUCGGGGAUGGCGCUGUCCUUUGGGAAGCUGCCCGGGACGCUGUGCUCCAAGUACAUGCUGGUGGACGGAGAGAAGGUCCUGUUCGGGUCCUACAGCUUCACCUGGAGCUCCUCCCGCGUGGACAGGAACACCGUCACCGUGAUGUCGGGGCAGAUCGUGGACUCCUUCGACACCGACUUCAGGGAGCUGUACGCCGUGUCCGAGGAGGUGGACCUCUACGGCGAGUUCAACGUCACCAAGCCGCCGAUCGCCGCGCCCAUCAGGAAGCCGAAGGUGGAGAGAAUCCAGCCCCUGGCCGUCUCCAUGUCUCGCUUCCAGGUGUCCGUCGGGGACUCCAGACAGGCGGACCUAAAGGUGCCCGCUCAUAAAUACCACAAUCCCAAGUACUCGCUGGUUUUCGGGAAGGGCGCGGCCCUCACGGGUUCGCUGCAGGACCUGUCGACCCCGAGGGACCCGCUCGGCGGCGGGCAGAACGCCAGGAACGGCCCGCAGAACCACGCAGGCCGAGCCCCCCCGCAGAGUCCCAGUUCGCCCGCGGGGGAAGACGACGGGGACGGGGCCUCCAAGAAGAACCAGCUCUUCAGCGCCAAGAAGCAGCGCAGCUCUUUCAGGAGCUUUUUGAAAUCCAGGGGAGGGACGGAGACUUUGCAGGAAGGCGUGGUGACCCCCCAGGUGGCCACGCCCACCCGGAAGGUGUCGGAGACCAGCGGAGUCGCAGGCGAUGAGGCGGAGGACUCGUUUGAGAUCAUUGAGAUACGCGCGCCAAUGAACUCCAAAACCAAGAAGCCCUCAAAGCUCCUCCCGAGAAGCGUGUCUCUGCAGACCAUCAACACGGGAGACGAAGACGGGUCUAAAGGUCGCUGGAGGCAUCAGAAGAAGAACUGCAUCCAGUCGUGAGAUCGGCCUCGCUGAAACCCGAUGACAUCCCGCUCCCGAGGCUCUCCGGGUGAAAGGCCUGCUGGGAGAUUUCGUGUUUUAGAGUGAAACUCCGGAGGGACAUUCCAGCAGUGUGUCCUUUGUAUUAAAUUAAUACAGCCGAGUCCGAAGGGACGGCGCCCAGAGGCUUUGGGGGGGGGGUUACGUCACACCUGGUUGCCGUGGCGAUGAGUUGUGCCGUUGGGCCCCGAGUGUCGCCUUACAGAGGAGCCUGUGAAUAAUGCACGCCGGGCCGCGGCGCGAGGACUCUGCACGUUUACACUUUCAGCAGAAAAUGAACAAAAUGUGAAUUCCUGAGAUGCAAAUAAUCCUUCUUCUGUAGCAGAAAUUGUCAUGAAAUAAUCAGUGAAAACUGAACAUUUAAGUAAAAGUUAAUGAAUGUGUGUAAUUCCAGGAAUAAUGAAUAGUUUGUGUUUUAUUGCUUGACCUUUUUUAAGUUCUUUCAUAAUGAGUUGCAGAAAAUGAUGUAUCGUCUAUUUGAGGUUGAAACGUGGUGUUUAUCUCUUUACGUGAUCGCUGGUGACCAUGAACUAUUUUUAUAUUUGGUCAAAUGUCUAAAAAGGCCAAAACAAUGUGUUUUAGACUCUUCAUUGCGUUAUAAACAGCGUUUCACUGUGUUUUCUUUACUUCACAGGCUAAAAAAUGUGAAAGCAGGGCAAUGACAUGUUUGUAAAAUAUAUGCAUUUUCCUAAUAUUUACACACAUUUCUUGAAAAGUUUAUAUCUGCAAUGAUUUAAGAGAAUUACUUUUUAAACAUUAAUAUUAAUACAAAAGAUUACACUCGA